Molecule: messenger RNA, 1287 nt
Organism: Mixia osmundae IAM 14324
Lineage: Eukaryota; Fungi; Basidiomycota; Mixiomycetes; Mixiales; Mixiaceae
Exons: 2
Coding region: 1-1287 (428 amino acids)
Biological process (GO): transport
Molecular function (GO): transporter activity
Source: RefSeq, a predicted model, not a curated record
AUGGCGACUUGUCCAUCGACCAACACUGCGAACACCGAACAAGAUGAUUUCUGGUCCGGCGGGACGUUCCACUGGGAUGCACACCGCAUUGGCUGGACUGUGAGCGGCGCUUGUGCAGCCGUGGCGACACUGCUCAGCUUGCUCAAUGCUUAUCUGCAUGCUGCAAACUUCACGUGCAAGGCAGAGCAAAGGCAGAUCAUCAGAAUCGUCAUGAUGCCGGCGGUGUAUGGCAUCAUUGCCUUCUUCAGCUAUCGCUUCUUCCGAGCGUACACGUACUAUUCCCUGACAGAGACAGUCUACGAAGCGCUGGCUCUGGGUGCCUUCAUGUUGCUCCUGGUCCAGUACAUUGGUUCGGAUCCGGAGAGGCAGAGAGAAGCGCUUGCGAGCAAGGAGAAGCGAAAGGUGCCAUUUCCGCUGUGUUGCUUCCGCAUGCGACCCUCGAAGCCCUACUUCAUCUAUACCGUCGUCUUCAUGGUGCUGCAAUACUGCUUCGUCAGACCGAUACUCACGAUCGUCGGCAUCAUCUGCGAGGCCUACAAUAUCCUCUGCAUUGGCACUUACAGCGUGCAUUUUGCCGCGGUCUACAUCGACGCAAUCGACUUUGUCAGCAUCUCGAUCGCCCUCGAAGGUUUGAUCAUAUUUUACGCAAUCACGAAAGAUCAGCUGCAAGGCCGUGGCCCGCUCAGGAAAUUCCUCUCGUUGAAGGCAAUCGUAUUCUUCACCUUUUACCAAUCAUUCGUGUUCAGCAUCCUCAGCGAUCACGGUGUUCUCAAGGCAACAGAGUACUACACGACGACCAAUAUAGCCGAUGGCCUCAACGCGCUCGCUACCUCGAUCGAGAUGGUCGUCUUUGCCCUCUACAACUUCUGGGCGUUCAGACAUACCGAGUAUGCUCGACUGCGUGGGAAACAAGAGCAUCAUACCAGUGUCACAUCAGCAUUCCUCCUGGCAUCGAACCCGUCAGACUACUUUGCCUACACCUGGAUCUGCCUCAAAUUCUUCGGCAAUGCCAUGGGCGGCCAGUCGAGCAGCCUCUCGAAAUCAGGUCUUGAUUCGGAUCAGCAUACUAUCGCAUCUGCUUUCCAGGUCGAAGGCGCUCAGCCAAGGCGCGCCUAUGCAUCGUACGGUGAAGAGGUGGAAGAGCUCGAUGAGACAAAGUCGCUGCAGUCUAUGCAGACCCAUCAGACUCAAGCAACUUCAGCAUACGAUAGACCGUUCAGUGCGACUUCGCAUACCCCCUACAAAGUGCCGCAAUCGUCAUCUGUGCCAUUACAGUCUCGCCAAUGA